AUGAGGACUGAAAUGAACGUACACGCGUGCUUGUACACAGUUCAGUUCACGUGUGGCUCUCAGGGCUCCUGGACAACUUCCCACUUUAAUUCUGCUAUGAACCUCCAUUGUUACAGCUCAUCUGAUCCACAGGCAGAGAAUGCCUCUGUGUUGUAUGAUGAUCACUUUGACACUGUGAAUCUGUGGCAGAGAGGUGAUCAGCAUACACCCCUCCCCACCUGCUCCUCCAUCUCCCCUCCUGACUCCGGCUGCCUGGUGUGUGUGGACCAGAUCGUCUACGCUGUCUGCCGUAACCUGACAGAGAAGGUGAUCACUAUGGAGGCCGGAGUAGCCUACGUCAAAAUCUCAAAGGACGAGUGUCCCUGGCUUCUUGGUGAUGCCACUGUUCAAAGUGCUACUGAAUCUCCAUUAAGCACAAUUCAAAGUACUGACUCUGCAGGAACCAACCCAGGUACUUGGGAAUGGUGGCAGAUCUUCAUCCCCAUCCUCCUCCUCCUCCUCAUCGCUGCCCCGAUGGUUUACUGCAUCUGGAGGAAAUGGUGCAAAACUUCUGAAUUGCUGACAAUGGCAAAGGUAAAUAAAUCUUAUGUUCAGCCAAACUAA
This is a messenger RNA of Scomber scombrus (Atlantic mackerel), 603 nucleotides long. RefSeq lists its product as uncharacterized. The record is from RefSeq and is a predicted model, not a curated record. NCBI's taxonomy places the organism in Eukaryota, Metazoa, Chordata, Actinopteri, Scombriformes, Scombridae. Bases 1 to 603 code for a protein of 200 amino acids. The transcript is spliced from 5 exons.